AUGAAUCCACGCGAUCGUUUGCUUGUCGAGCCGGCCCUCCCCGCUCACAUCCAGAAUUUGCGCGCCCAAGAGCAGGAAUGCGCCAGCGCGCAGGCGCCCGCGGCCCUGCAGAAGGACGUCCUGCGCCACGCCUUCUGGAAGGUGGACCCCCAGCGCGCGGGCGACAUCUCCAUCCAGCAGUUCCUCCAAGUCUGGCAGAACAUCCUGCAGCUGCGCGAGUACGAGGAGGGGGCGCAGGUCAUCAACGGACGGGCGCGCCGGAUCCUUAGGCCCCUGCGGCGCCGCCUGGUGGACCGCAACUCGGCCGCCGCCCUGUUCGUGAAGUUCGGCUUCGACAAGGAGGGCUUCAUGCCGUAUGUCGUGUUCAUCAACGCCCUCACGGAGACGCCCGCCCGGCUGCUGGGCCACGAGCUCAUCUUGGACAACGCCGAGAAGGGCAGGAACGGGCUGUUCGACGAGAUCGACGUGUCGCUGUGCGUGGGCGACGCGAAGAUCAUAUAUCCCAAGUGCAAGGGGGGCGUGUUCCCACCCAGCGGCUUUGACCCUCGCGUGGCCUUCCGCUCCGCCACGCUGCCUCGCGCCCACAUGUGGCUGGAGCACGUAUACGGCUACGCCGGCAUCCGCAACCUCUCCAACAACCUCUUCUACACCCACAACUCCGACCGGGAGGUCUCCGAAUUCGUGUACUACACGGGAAUGGUGGGGAUCGUGUUCCGGGAGCAGGACCACGACGCCAGGCGCCCAUCCCAGCGCUUCUUCUUCGGCCACGACAACGACAUCGAGUGCCUGGGGAUGCAUCCAGGGAGGCGGUUUGUUGCCACGGGUCAGCAGAAGUCCGUCGGUGGGGUGCCGUACGCGUGCGUCUGGGACGUGGACACCUGCGACCUGCUGCAGCGCCUGGAUCACGGGGCGAAUGAGCGGAGUGUCAUCGCCUGCUGCUUUUCAGGGAACGCCAACGGGAAGUCGAGCAAGUCCAAGGGCGGUGACCUGCUGGUGACGGUCACUAGCGACGACCACCAUACCAUCCACAUAUGGUCGUGGAUGAACCGGGACAACAAGCUUUGCAAGGCGACGCACCUGCCGGGAUGGUUCUAUGGACCUGAGAAGAAGCUCAACUUUCUCACAGCCCAGGGCCUAUUCUACCAGCAAAAGAGCGCAGAAAUGUUUCUGCAGCGUUCUCGUAUCCGAUCUCAGUCGUCCAUUCUCACCGUGCUGAAGGUCCAGAACGUCCUCUCGGCGAUUUAUAUCCCUGCCAUCCACGAACGAGCGGCGCCCGGUGAUUCCGCCAUCCUUACGGGAUUUGCGGACGGGAAGGUGGGGCUUUGGGUGCCUCCCUACCCCACCCGACCUCGCAGCACCUAUCAACUAAGAAAGGUGUUCACGGCGCACGAUCCCGGCCCCCUCAUUGUGCUGAACGAUGGGACGCAGGUUCAUGGGGGCGUUCGCGUCAUCAAGCUGAGAGCAGACAACCGAACCGUGCUGACAGGCGGGGCGGAUGGCUGCAUUUGCUCCUGGAGUCUGGAGAAGGUGGACGAAAAAACUUCCGAUGGGGCUCCUAAAAGGGGCGUCAAGCUCAAGCCAAUGUUCAGUAACGACGAAAUGACGGGGCCACACAGGUUCAGGCUCAUCCAAGCGACGGCCCCCCUGGAGAAGGAGUCCGUGCCCAUGAUCCGCGGGCUGGACUCCCACCCACUGAAGCCCGUGGAGUUCGUGGCCGGUACGGACGGCUGCGACAUAUGGGAGGUGGACAGGGACCCGCGCGUCAUGAUCGAGGGCCACCAGGGGGACGUGUACUGCUGCGCCGCGCACCCCGCCGACGCCUCGGUGUUCGCCACCGCCAGCGAGGCGCACAGGGUAAUGCUGUGGGACGCGGGCAGGAGGGAGAUGCUGCGGUCGGCGUCCAUGGGCUUCGUGUGCAGGAGCAUCGCAUUUUCGGAGGAGGAGUUUCCCAGCAGAUGUGUGCCAGGAUGGCAGCCCCGCGGGGGAGACGGCUACCACCUCGCCCUGGGAGGCAAGAGCGGACGGCUGGCCGUGCUGGACGCCUCCACCCUGCAGCCCCUGGUGCGCCUGCGCGACGCCGCCGAGGGCAUCAGCGAGCUAAAGUACAGCCCGCCCGGGGGCCCCCGCGUGCUCGCGGCUGGAUCGAACGACCUUAGGGUCUACCUGUACGGCGUGGACCGCGGGUACGAGCUGGUGUGCCGCUGCGUCGGGCACUCGGGCACCAUCGAGCACAUUGACUGGAGCCUGCCCGUGGAGGGCCCGCCGGGCUUGAGGGGCAGGUGCAUCCUUCAGGCCAACGACACCAGCAGGGAGUCGCUGUGCUGGGACCCCAGGAGCGGGAGGCAGGUCACGUCUAACCAGCGGGAUGCGUCCUGGUACACUUGGACCUGCACCCUUGGCUUUCCGGUGAUGGGGAUCUGGCCCGACGACUCGGACGGCACGGACGUCAACGCGGUGUGCCGGUCGCACCGCGGCAGGCCACGGUUCGACCGCAAGGCCGGCCUGGUGAGGGCGGCGCCGGCAGAGGAGAGCGCGGACGGUGUCCCGGGUGCGGGGUUCAUGGUCACGGCGGACGACUUCUCUUUCGUGAAGCUGUUCAACUACCCCGUGGUCGCGGACGACGCCCCCUACCGCUGCUACCGGGGGCACUCCUCCCACGUCAUGUGCACGAGGUUCCUCGCCGACGACCGCACCGUGGUGAGCGUGGGCGGCCACGACCGCGCCAUCUUUCAGUGGAAGACCUGCGGCGUGAGCCUCGACGACGCGGAUGACGACGAGCUGGUGGCCGACGGCAUGCAGUGGGCGGUGCACGCAAAGCGGGAGGCCGUGGCGUCCCUGAUGCCCAAGCCCCUGGCGCAGUGGGGGCCCCUGGACGCCACGGGCAAGAACUUCGGCCCCCUGGGGGACGUCGGCAAGGAGAUGCCCAGGGCCAGGGUGGAGGCGGGGGGAGCGAAAGGAGGAGCCACGACGACGGGGAACCUCUCGCGUGGGAAAAGCCUGCUUUCGUCCUAG
Messenger RNA from Ostreobium quekettii, 3012 nucleotides. The record is from the annotation of a GenBank genome assembly. Lineage: Eukaryota; Viridiplantae; Chlorophyta; Ulvophyceae; Bryopsidales; Ostreobiaceae.